Rosa rugosa (rugosa rose) is the source of this 824-nucleotide messenger RNA. RefSeq lists its product as uncharacterized. The record is from RefSeq and is a predicted model, not a curated record. The transcript has 2 exons. Bases 195 to 491 code for a protein of 98 amino acids. NCBI's taxonomy places the organism in Eukaryota, Viridiplantae, Streptophyta, Magnoliopsida, Rosales, Rosaceae.
CCCAUUUGCUCAUUCAUGACCAUUGACUUUACUUUUAUGCCAGAGGCCCAUGCGGCGGAAACUUUGAAAAUCGACAUACAGUAGUCUGAUCCUGGUACGCUAGCUGUAGGUUUGGUUGUUCCGCUGACCUGCUCUCAGCCAAAGCAUCGUUCCCGUUGAAGAUCGAAGCUUUUUCAGGCAGUCACUCCUUCUCUAUGGAAUCGCAGAAAAGUCAACUUGAGAAACAGCCUGCCGCAACAACCCCUACUUCACCCGCUGCUGCAACUCCCACAUCAUGUCGAAAGAAGAAGAAUGAACAAGCCAAUUUUCUGGAAGAUGUGAAGGAUCACAUUGAUGAAUUUAUCAAUGCAUCUAUGGAUGAACACGCGUCUUGCUUCAAGAAGACCAUCAACAAGAUGUUUAAAAUGUCAAAGAUUGUUGCUGAGAAGAAUGCUGCUGAUACCAAGGAAGUCGAAAGUUCGCUGCCCCUUCAAACAACAGUAGCAGACUAAUAUCAUCUCUUACAUUCUCUGAUUCUGAUACCUACCGAACUAAAACUUCGCUGCAGGAUUAAGCAACAGAAUUCGGGUGACGUUUAAUCUUUUGUUAAAAUUGUGGCUCUGCAAUUUCAUUUUGACCGAGUCGAAAAUAUAUGCUUGCUACGAUCAAUCACAACUCUUAUGGAGUGGAUUUCGUAGUUGAUAAUGGUAGGACUGUUCUUGUGAUUCCAAGAUAUGUUUUCCUGUGGUUGUCUUGGUAUUUUUACCUAGUCACUGUUGGAUUUGAUCGGAAUCAAUUAUGGAAUAGUUUUGUAUUUGUCUUUUUGGUGGAAACAGAUGGAAUCU